UUUUUAUAUUUCAUUCAAGAUUACAAUCUGAAAAUUUGGCAAUAUGUAGAAAAAUUAUAAAAUAAUGUCCUGAAAGGUCAUGAUUCAAAACGAGGCUGACCCCCAGCCUCUUUUUUCCUUCCCACGUCUGAAAGAUGACGAAGGGAACAUCAAGCUUCGGAAAGCGGAACCAGAAGACGCACUCUCUGUGCAGACGUUGUGGUAAGAGCUCCUACCACAUCCAGAAGAAGAGAUGUGCCGGCUGCGGUUACCCUAGCAAGAAGAUGCGGAGCUAUAACUGGAGCAUGAAGGCCAAGAGGAGAAAGAUGACAGGUACUGGCAGGAUGCGUCAUCUCAAGCAGGUGCAGCGUAGAUUCGACAAUGGUUUCCGUGAAGGAACUACGCCCAAGCCACGCAAGAGGGGCGCAGCCGCUGCUGCCGUGUCCAAGUCCUAGAUGACAACCCAAGCACCUGAUACUGGGAUGGACAGCUGUAGCUGGCACCUGUGACAUCUGCAUUUCCAGUUACUUCACUCCACAGUGGAAUUGAGCCAGAACAUCAGGCAACAGCUCUGUCAAGUUUGAAUUCCAUGGAAAUAAAUAGAUCUUCACAUCA
Branchiostoma floridae (Florida lancelet) is the source of this 594-nucleotide messenger RNA. Its product is annotated as probable 60S ribosomal protein L37-A. The coding region runs from base 135 to 434 and encodes 99 amino acids. The transcript has 4 exons. Gene Ontology annotation, biological process: translation. Gene Ontology annotation, cellular component: cytosolic large ribosomal subunit; ribosome. NCBI's taxonomy places the organism in Eukaryota, Metazoa, Chordata, Leptocardii, Amphioxiformes, Branchiostomatidae. The record is from RefSeq and is a predicted model, not a curated record. Gene Ontology annotation, molecular function: structural constituent of ribosome; RNA binding.